Messenger RNA from Bipolaris oryzae ATCC 44560, 579 nucleotides. RefSeq lists its product as uncharacterized. The record is from RefSeq and is a predicted model, not a curated record. The transcript has 2 exons. Bases 1 to 579 code for a protein of 192 amino acids. NCBI's taxonomy places the organism in Eukaryota, Fungi, Ascomycota, Dothideomycetes, Pleosporales, Pleosporaceae.
AUGUCGCAGUUCUUCAACUACGGUGCGCAGCAGCACCACCCCCAGCACCUCAACGCCCACUCGCACAACCACCACAGCGGCCGCUCACGAAGGGCCCCCCGCAUCUCGGCCCAGCAGCACAACAAGCAGUUCCGCCAAGUCCGCACCCCCAAGGAGUUCAACGUCGAGCCCCCUACCCUCAUCGCAUACAAGCGCGACUUCGAGGCCGCAAGGUCGUUUGACAUUGAGGACGACGAGAUGUUCUGCCCCUUCCACCUGCUUACCGAGGAUGAUCUGCAGUCCAUCCACUCGUCGGGCUCAGAUCGCUCUUCGCUUUCCAGCGGAUCGCCUGAGCAGUCUCCUCUGCAGCACCAGCUGCAGCCUACCCCUUCGUUUGUCCUGUCCUCGGCCCCGAACCCAUACACUCCCAUCGCCUUCCAGCAAAACAACUCGCAAACCAAGCUACACCAGCCACUAGCCCAGCGCACCCGCAAUGCCAUCCCCAUUGUCGACCCGUCCACACGCACUGUUGCCAGCCCCCCGCCAAGCGUCUCUCCCAACCGACAGAUGCAGCAACAGUUCAUGUCGCGACGCUGGUAG